This is a messenger RNA of Penicillium manginii, 1029 nucleotides long. Its product is annotated as CAAX prenyl protease RCE1. Bases 1 to 1029 code for a protein of 342 amino acids. The transcript has 4 exons. NCBI's taxonomy places the organism in Eukaryota, Fungi, Ascomycota, Eurotiomycetes, Eurotiales, Aspergillaceae. Gene Ontology annotation, molecular function: metalloendopeptidase activity. The record is from RefSeq and is a predicted model, not a curated record. Gene Ontology annotation, biological process: CAAX-box protein processing. Gene Ontology annotation, cellular component: endoplasmic reticulum membrane.
AUGGCUCCUGUAGGGAUACUCGCACGUCUGAAGAGUCUGUAUUCCAAAGGCCAGGAUGAGCCUUCACUGUCGGUACACACCGUCGUCGUCUUCUCCGUCGCCCUUACAUUACUCUAUGUCUUGCCUUUCUAUCUGUCGCACGCCACGCGGCCAUCGCCAACUCUGAGUCGAGAUGCGCCCUCUGUGAUACGCGCUCGCAUCCGCGCUGUCACGGGUUCCUGCAUCGCCAGUUCCAUCAUUGUGCUAUGGCUCAUUGUCGAGGAGGGUAAUUCUUCCCUCGGCGCGGCGUUGAGUUUACUCGGCUGGUGGCCUAUCGACUUGGCGGAUAUUCUCCGAAGCCUACUGCUAACAGCCAUCUUGUUCUUGGGUCCCCUCUUCGAAAGGGGCAUUGUCGAAGGCGAAUGGCGGACGUGGUUUCGUCGCAGUAAAUUGUCAGAGAGCCUGAGCGGCUGGAUCGGCUGGAGAAAUUAUGUCGCUGGCCCCAUCACUGAGGAGGUGAUGUUCCGGUCGGCCAUUAUCCCACUGCAUCUUCUAGCGCAUAUUUCGCCUGGGAGAGUGGUAUUCAUCGCACCCUUGUACUUUGGCAUCGCGCAUGUGCAUCAUUUCUACGAGUUUAGACUCACUCACCCCGAUACGCCGGCUGUGGCUGCUCUGCUACGAUCGCUCUUCCAAUUCGGCUACACCACCAUCUUCGGUUGGUAUGCGACAUUUAUUUACCUCCGUACUGGAUCCCUGAUCGCAGUCAUUUUGGUCCACAGUUUCUGCAACUGGUGCGGGUUACCUCGGUUCUGGGGCCGCGUUGAAGCGGGAGAGGAAUUCGGGGUACCGGUCAAUACCCGUGGCAAAGAGGAUUCGGAUGGGAAUUUUGUGGCUGAUGACGAUGAUGGUCAGUUGGGUGUUGGUUGGACGGUUGCGUACUACCUGCUUCUCGUUGUUGGGGCGGUUGCAUUUGCGAAGUGUCUGUGGCCUUUGACUGAGUCUUAUUACGGUCUGGUAUCGUUCACUGAGUCUAAAUCUGGCGCUAGAUGA